AUAAUAGACUCCGUAAUUUCACAGCAGGCUCUUAAACAGAAACGUAAUAUAUAUACAAUGUAUAUAGAUUAUAAGAAAGCUUUCGAUUCUGUACCACACUCCUGGCUUAUUUAUAUUUUAAAACAUUAUAAAAUUAAUCCCGUAAUAAUAAAUUGUCUAGAAAUAAUUAUGCCCAAUUGGCACACCAAAUUGAAAAUUUUUGACUCGACUAAAGCUAUUGAAACUGACUUCAUUUACAUAAAGAGAGGUAUAUUCCAAGGAGACUCUUUAAGUCCUCUUUGGUUUUGCCUUGCCCUUAACCCUCUUUCUUUUAUACUUAACCAAAAUGACUACGGAUUUAAGAUCAAAUAUGAUUCACACCAUACAUCACUUUCACAUCUUCUCUAUAUGGAUGACAUCAAAAUUUUUGCAAACACACUAAACCACUUACACGCUCUUGCUGACCGUACACAAUCUUUUUCUAAUGACAUAAAAAUGGAGUUUGGGAUAGAUAAAUGUAAAAUACAAUCGAUAAAUAAAGGUAAAAUAGAACAUAAUAUACAGUAUAAACUUAACAAUGACGAAAUAAUUGAUCCAGUUGACCCAUUAGAGGGAUACAAAUACCUAGGCUUCUACCAAUCACAGCAAAUACAUCAUAAAGAAACUAAAAAUCUACUCAAACAGAAAUUCAAAGCAAGGCUACAUAAAAUACUACACACACAUCUGAACGCAAAAAACACAAUUAAAGCGAUCAAUACAUAUGCCAUACCUAUACUCACAUACUCCUUUGGUGUAAUACGCUGGAACCUAACAGAAUUAAAAACUUUACAAAGAUUAAUAAACACAACUAUGACAAAAUAUAGAAAGCACCACCCAAGAGCCUGCUUUCAACGAUUAAUUUUACCAAAAAUAGAGGGCGGUAGGGGUCUCAUCGACAUUUUAAAUUUACACAAUAGACAAUUAACACUACUCAGAACAUUCUUUUACAACCACGCACACACAAAAACACUCCACCUUGCUAUUUGUCAUGCUGACACUUACACACCACUGGCACUAGCUGAUAAAGCAAAAACUAUAAAAACUUACACAAAACAGCAAAAAAUCGAAGCAUGGGCACAAAAAUCACUACAUGGCCGGCACCGUCUUGACCUUACCAACAACGCCGUUGACAAAAUAGCGUCAAACGCAUGGUUAAAGCAAGGGGAGCUGUUCCCUGAGACGGAAGGAUUUAUGCUCGCAAUACAAGAUCAGGUAAUAGAUACAAAGAACUAUAGAAAGCAUAUUAUUAGAGACCGUAACGUGAGCAGCGACCACUGUCGCCACUGCCAUAAGCAACCAGAAACAAUACAGCAUAUUACAGGUGCCUGCUCAUCCAUCACACAGACAGACUACAAACACAGACACGACCAAGUAGCAGCAAUCAUACAUCAGAUACUCGCACACAAACACAACCUCAUCCCAGAAAAAAUACCAUACUACAAAUACACACCACAAAUACUACUAGAAUCACCCGACUAUAAACUAUACUGGGACAGGACAAUACUGACAGACAAGACCGUACAUCACAAUAGACCUGACAUCACACUUCACGACAAACAUAGCAAAACCGUCUACCUCGUAGAUGUCGCCAUACCUAACUCACACAACCUCACUAGUACACACAUAACCAAACUCACAAAAUACACAGACUUGUCAAUAGAACUAAAAGCGCAAUGGAGAAAACCUUCUCUAAUGAAUUCUCCACCUUAG
Messenger RNA from Aricia agestis (brown argus), 1728 nucleotides. RefSeq lists its product as uncharacterized. Lineage: Eukaryota; Metazoa; Arthropoda; Insecta; Lepidoptera; Lycaenidae. The record is from RefSeq and is a predicted model, not a curated record. The transcript is spliced from 2 exons. Bases 58 to 1728 code for a protein of 556 amino acids.